This is a messenger RNA of Meloidogyne enterolobii, 336 nucleotides long. NCBI's taxonomy places the organism in Eukaryota, Metazoa, Nematoda, Chromadorea, Rhabditida, Meloidogynidae. The record is from the annotation of a GenBank genome assembly.
CCAAUACAUUAUAUAUUUAUGAGUGUUUUGUUGUCAUCACGUAAUGUAUUUAAAUCACGUCAUCUUCCAUUUUUGGUCAAAAAUAUUCGUUUAUAUGCUUCCAGUAGUGGCGAAUUGCCCGGAGCAGGAACUUCUACUGGCAUUGAACAUGCAAUGAAAUUCAAGCAAGUUGGCCAAAACAAUAAACAGUCCUUUGAUGAUUAUAAAUGUAUUGAGUAUUUGAAUUUCAAUAAGGACUCUUACUACGAUAUUGAGUGUGAACUUAAAAAGUUUCGAGCACCACAACCUUCAAAUAAACAACCUGAUACUGAACCAACGUUCAAAACAAGCGAAUAG